CAGACUCCGGUGAGUUCUUCGUUCAGUUCUGUUCGUAGCGCAAGUACGUGAGCGUGUCUCAUUGAGCUCGCCACUCCAACCCACUUAUCGGGGUUCGAUCGUAUCGAUACAUCGUAUAAAACACAUCGAUUUCUCCGUAAAGAUUCACGCUAAGACUUUUCUCGCGAUUUCGAUAACAUUCUAAGUCGCUCUUCACGAGUAAACGUGAUUUUUCCGCAUUAACCACCUUGUCAGUUUUCGGAAUUUUUUAAGUGAAAGUCAACAUUAAUAAAUAAAAGGAUCGAUAAGGACGCCGUGGCAUUCUCGUUCCUUAUUCGAGUGUCAGCCGUCGAGACUUCGGAAAGAAAAAGAAAGGAAAACGUGCUGACUAUAAAGGAAGUGAUCGUGACAGAUCGCGCAUUAGUUGUCACCGUCCAACCGGAAGAAUUUUCUACGGAAAUUGCAGAAAGCGGUACCGCUCUUCAGGUCGUGAAUGCCACAGUGACCCGAGACAGUCCAUUGACCCCGAUCGAGCGUGACGUUUCUUCCCCGAGAGAGGAAGAAAGAGAGAGAGAGAUCCUUUGAAAUUCGUAUCAUUUUAUUGGAUCUUCUCAGUUCUAAUUUCUCGACCGUUUUUUUACGAAAAAGAGAUUCGUUUUGUGUGAUAAGGAACGAAGAGAUGCGGUAACGAGAGCGAGAGACAAUGUUGUCGUUUGGCGUGAGUUAUAGCAGGCAGCUUGGAGCGUCAUCGAUCAGAGGUUCCCUCUGGUUGACUCUGGUGCUCUGGCUGCUCGCGAUCUCCCCGAGCUUGUCCUUCGACGUAUCCUUCGACUGCUGCCCCGAGAACACGUCAUGGCAGCACUCGGCCAACUGCUCGGACGGCACGAAAAUACGUCUUCAAUGCACGAACGGCAUCUUCCUGAUCGAUCCCGAGCAAAACGAUUACGACAAUUUCACCGUCGUCUACGAGGACGAUACCGCCUGGCUGCGGCUAGGCAUGAACAAUGAGAAAAUCCCGGCCGGCAGUUUUUGCGUAACCAAUUCGACGCGGAACAAGGAUAAGAUAGCCCUCGUGUGCUUCAACGAUGCUCUAAAUGAGAGUGUAUCGAUGAUGUGGAAGAGCACGCUCGUCUGCAUCGUCAGCAUCAUCUCAGCUAUCUUCUUGAUCGCUACCCUGGCGGUUUAUGUUAUACUGCCGGAAUUGCGGGAGCUCCAGGACAAGGCGAUGAUGGCCGCCGUCACCACUUUGGCGGUCAGCUACACCGUCCUCUCCAUUCAACAUGUGCGACCGAUCAUGUCCGAUGAUGAUUACACCACUUGCGUAUUUUUCGCAUUCAUAUUGUAUUUUGCCUUCAUGUCCGCAUUUUUCUGGCUGAAUAUCGUGGCCUUCAAUGUGUGGCGUACCGUAUGGUUUAAGAACUUCAGGGUGAAAGACCAAUCGCUCUACUAUACUUAUUGCAUUUGGGGAUGGGGUGGCCCGACCUGUUUCUUAAUCAUCGCGUUGACAAUGCAUCAUGUAGAGGGACAUCAUUUGAAACCUGGCUUUGGCGACUACAGUUGCUGGUUUGGCGGAAUCGCGCAAACGUGGGCGUAUUUUUAUGGGCCGAUCGGUAUUUUGUUAACGUUAAAUAUGAUCUAUCUCGGCCUAACUAGCUGGCGUUUAUGGCAUCAAUAUCGCGAUUACACGGGAAACAAGCUGCGAGCCCUACGAUUCAAAUGUAUGUUGUACAUUAAACUAGUACUCGUCAUGGGCAUCACCUGGAUCUUCGAAUUAAUGUCAUCCGCCAUCGAUACCGAUAUAGAAGAGUUCUGGAUACCGACGGACCUGUUGAACGGUCUCCAAGGAUUCAUCAUAUUUCUGCUUCUGGUCGUGACGCGGAAAAGAGUUCGGAAGCUGUUGGCGAAGAAGCGACCUUGCGGUAUCGCUUUCCCAAAAUCCUGGGCGGCCUAUGAAGACGAGGAAUGCGAGCAAGUGCUUCCCGAGGAACUUGAAUUGUCUCAACAGGGAUAAUAAAACUUUUACGUUCUCCCCUUUUUAUCUAAAAUAUAUUUCCUCAGGCUCAUUACACGCGAUUAGAUGUAAGAAAUAUUGCCUAAGAGAAAAGACAGUCUCGGAUUAUCUGUAUAUUAUCUGACAAGAAAUCAUAGAUAACGCGAUUGUUGUCAUGCUCUAAAAUUCAUACGGUUUUAAAAAUAACUUAUCUGUAAGCACAUUUUAUUCCCUAUGUUAUUAUACAUUUCCAUUAUAUAUACAGAGUGUUUCUUAAUAAGCGCGACAAAUUUUAGGAAGAAUUUGGAACAAGUUCAAGAAAUGAAAUUAAAUGGAUAUUUUUUAGCAAAAAGGUUAUUUAUGAAUAUUUUUUCAGUCUCCCGUAUUGUUAUAAAGGGAUGAAACUAGUGACCCUUAUUCAAUUUUUUAUUAGAACUUUUUAAUGUUUAUAUGAAAAAUUCCCCUUAAUUUUCGACAAAAAAUCAUCUCCUAAAUUUUUUCGAAAUUAUUAAGAAACCCUGUAUAUUAAAUACGCGUUAUCUCCACUAUGUUGAUCCGUUAUCAGUCUCGUUACUAAGAUUCGCGAAAUCAAUUCAGCCAGUUAUUUCGACGUAUCUCUUAUUAACGUAUACACAUUACCUGUUCUUGUUAUUUGUUAUUCUCAAAAAAGCACGACCUUUGGCUGAUAACGGGUUAAGCAAUAAAUAUCGUGUGUUUUUACGUAAAUUAUCGAUUAUUAUGGAUUAUUGUGCCUUGUUUUUUUUUACGAUUAACGUAGCGAAAUAUGUUAUUAUUAAGCACUGUACAAGAAUCUCCAUAGAUUAAUUAGGUAAAGAUUUAAUUAUAAAUUAAAUAUAGAUAAUUUUUAAUUAAAUAUAAAUAUAGGUUUAAUAUAGCUUUAUUAAAUCUAGAUUUACUGCGUGGAAGAAUAAAAAUAUAAUGAAGAUUAUAAUUAUUCAUCGGUGCGUAAUGUUAUUUCGCGCUCGUGAUUCAGUUUCUCAUUCGUAGAAACGUGACGACAAGUCAUCACAUCUCUACGAUUUCCCAUGAAAAAAACGUGUAAAUCCGAUUCAUUCACGAGUAUCGGAAUUUUAAUCGCGUCUAUAUUAAGCGUCAUAAAUGCUCGUAUCUCUUUACGCAUCAUGUAAAUUUUUAGAGACACACCGAAUCUUUGCAAACAGUAAAUAAAUUAUGUAAGAGAAUUCGUCCAAUUCUGAAUCAGUCCAACUCGAUUAUCUCUCUGGCAACAUCUGGUAUAACAAGCUAUUGAAACAUCUGGUAUAACAAGCUAUUGAAAAAUAAUUUACGGUACAAAAGUCGCUUGUCUCUCCAAAUUUGAAGGCUACUUGAAGGCUUUCGCCGCAAACGAAACAAUAGCCGCGAUAUACAUAUGGCACGUGCUCGUUAAUCAAAUAUGUAUCCUUCUCGAUAAAAUCCGAUCCGUCUGAUACAUGUGUGUAUAUGUGACGUAAGUCUACAAAACAGACUCAUAAAAAUUAUCGCCGCGAGCAGACAUUGAGUGUGUAAACAUACGCCGCACCUGUCCUACUUUCAUUGAUUUUGCGUGUAAUUCGUAAUGCGUCAUCUGUCGUUCAAGACAUAUUAAUACAAAUUAACAGGAUACUCCAGAAAGGUCACUAAGCGAACCAAUAUUUAUUUAUAAAUUAAUCUGACUCUCCAAAUCCAUUUCUCUCUCUUUCUCCGAUUCCUCGGCCAAAAUGUCAAGGAUAGUUUAUGUCAUCAAAAUUGUUGGUUCCAUCAACAUUUCCUUUUUUUUUUUAAUAGAAAAAUCAAUUUCAUACUGAUCGAAGAAUGGAGGUGAUUCGCAAAUCCGGAUAUUUAUUAUUAUACUAUCAUCUUGUCUACAGCGAUAUAAACAAUGACGCGAAUCGAGAUGACAAAUUCAAUUACAUUUGCUCACUGGUACUGACAAGCGUGAUAUAUUGACGCAGAUAGAUAGUAGGUCACAAUUGCAUGACACGGACGAAAUUUGUUAAGCAAAUCGGAUCGUGACAAUUUGAUGGGACGAGUCAUCUUACGUUCGAUGCUCGCACAAGAUGGUACGCGAAUUAUUCUAAUUUAAAUAUGUAUUUGCAAGCAUGUAUAUUUCACGAGCAAUAAUUCCUUAACAUUAUUCAUGCGUAAUCGCGUAAGAUUGCGAGAAACAUCGUUAUGCAAAUAGACGUUUUUCCUAUUAAGAAUAUAAUCUUUAAUAAUUCUUUGCAAAUGAGUGAAGUAUUUUGUCAUCUAUCUAAUAUGUGCUGAUUCAUGUUGUUAUGCGAAGGUAGAGAUUUUAUUAUAAUCACAGGAUUCUACGCGUUGUAUGAUUUUUUUUCGUUUGCUUGUAUAAUGAUAUUGAGUAACUAUUUAAUAAAAUAAUCGUUUGGAUAGAGAUGAAAAACUCGAGAAUACGUAACAAAAGCGAAAGAGACGAUCGAUAGACAUGUGCAAAUGUACAUCUAGUGUUAUAUUGUUUGUUCACAUGUAUGACUUGUAUAUAUAUUACAUCAUGAUCGAUAGAAGUAUAAUGACAGAUUAGACAGACAUAAAAAUUGAUCCACGACAAUCCCGGAACUUUGCUUAAUAAGAUACACCGUUAAACAAAUUAGAAGCGAUGGAAAAGGAUAUUGCAAUGAUUUUUACAUUCCUCUCACAAUUUCCUAUCUUCAAUACAGGAAAAUU
This is a messenger RNA of Camponotus floridanus (Florida carpenter ant), 4651 nucleotides long. RefSeq names its product G-protein coupled receptor Mth2. Gene Ontology annotation, cellular component: membrane. Lineage: Eukaryota; Metazoa; Arthropoda; Insecta; Hymenoptera; Formicidae. The coding region runs from base 683 to 1990 and encodes 435 amino acids. Gene Ontology annotation, molecular function: G protein-coupled receptor activity. The record is from RefSeq and is a predicted model, not a curated record. The transcript is spliced from 7 exons. Gene Ontology annotation, biological process: G protein-coupled receptor signaling pathway; cell surface receptor signaling pathway.